AUCACGAUAUUAAAAAAGAAGAUGGUACCUUCUACGAAUUUGGUGAAGAUAUCCCGGAGUCACCUGAGCGUACUAUGACUGACCAAAUCAAUCGUCCAAUCUUUUUAUGUCGGUUUCCCGCUGAAAUUAAAAGUUUUUACAUGAAACGUUGUGAGGACGAUCGUCGUGUAACGGAGAGCGUGGAUGUACUGAUGCCUGGUGUUGGGGAGAUCGUGGGAGGCAGCAUGAGGAUUUCUGAUUUGAACGAACUUUUGGAAGGUUACAAACGAGAAGGUAUUAAUCCAACGCCUUAUUACUGGUAUACGGAUCAACGAAAAUACGGAUCAACGGAACAUGGAG
Messenger RNA from Acaulospora morrowiae, 339 nucleotides. The record is from the annotation of a GenBank genome assembly. Lineage: Eukaryota; Fungi; Glomeromycota; Glomeromycetes; Diversisporales; Acaulosporaceae.